Syzygium oleosum is the source of this 771-nucleotide messenger RNA. RefSeq lists its product as uncharacterized. NCBI's taxonomy places the organism in Eukaryota, Viridiplantae, Streptophyta, Magnoliopsida, Myrtales, Myrtaceae. The coding region runs from base 1 to 771 and encodes 256 amino acids. The record is from RefSeq and is a predicted model, not a curated record. The transcript has 2 exons.
AUGGGUAGGCAGACCCAGGAGAGAAAUGCCACUGUUGCCGCUGCUGUUGAGGCCGCCGUUGCUGCUGCCAAUGGGGCCAAUGGGAAUAACAGAAAUAUCGAGAAUCAGAGGGAUCACGGGAAUCCAGCUUCGGGACCGGCAAAUGUGAUCAGGCCGAUGUCUAAGUUGGUCGAUCAGUUCUUGAAGUUAAACCCACCGAAGUUCGACGGAAAAGGUGACCCCGAGGCUGCACCGCAUUGGGUAGAAGAAUUAGAGAAAGCCUUUGAAGUUCUGGGGUGCACCGAGCCUGAAAGGGUGACUUUGGCUGUAUAUCAGCUGCAGGACAAUGCAAAUGAUUGGUGGAAGGCCACCAGGGAAAGAGAAAGGAAACUGGCGGAAUUUAUGAGGCUCCGCCAAGGACAGAUGACCGUAGACCAGUAUGAAGCGGAGUUCGCUAGAUUGUCGAAGUUUGCACCUAGGAUGGUGGAGAACCCACAGGAUAAGGUUCAGAGAUUCCGAGAUGGACUAAAGUCGGACCUUAGGAGUCAGAUGAUAUCGCUCAACAUUCGGGGCUACGGGGAGAUGUAUGAACGGGCUCAAGCCAUAGAACGGGAUCAAAUGGAAAGGGCAGCUGCUUCUGGAUCGCGGUUCGACCAGAGUAAGGACAACCGCCGCUUCGGGAAGAAGCCGAUGGCGGGAAACAGGCGAUUCGUCCCACCGGCUAGAAAGAAUAUUGGGAAGCCGAACCACCAGCAGAAUAGAUUUGGGGCUUAUUUCAAGUGUGGGAGUUAG